Molecule: messenger RNA, 1662 nt
Organism: Hibiscus syriacus
Lineage: Eukaryota; Viridiplantae; Streptophyta; Magnoliopsida; Malvales; Malvaceae
Product: berberine bridge enzyme-like 17
Exons: 1
Coding region: 1-1602 (533 amino acids)
Molecular function (GO): oxidoreductase activity; FAD binding
Source: RefSeq, a predicted model, not a curated record
AUGAAAGCUUUAAGCUCUGCUAUUCUCAUCGUUUUGUUGUCCAUCUCAUUGGUGACAUCUCACGAUCAAAUCGAUAUCGAUCAUUUCCUCCGAUGUCUUUCUACUCAUUCUCAUCGUUCCUUUCCGAUUGCCGAUGCCAUAUUGGUUCCCAGCAAUUCCUCUUUCCAAUCUAUUUACCAGCUACGUGCGAAUAACCUUCGAAUUUUAUCGUCUGCAACCUCGAGACCGGUGGCCAUUAUAACCGCCUUGCAUCCAUCCCACGCUCAAGCCACCGUCAUUUGCGCCAAGCGCCAUGGUUUGCAAGUUCGGAUCCGAAGUGGUGGCCAUGAUUACGAGGGACUUUCCUACACCUCUAGUGUCCCAUUUGUUAUUCUAGAUAUGUUCAACCUUAACUCUAUCGAUAUCGAUAUGAAAACCAAGACGGCAUGGAUUCAAGCCGGGGCCACAACCGGCGAACUUUAUUAUAGAAUAGCCGAGCAAAGCAAAGUCCAUGGGUUCCCAUCUGGUGUUUGCACCGCUCUUGGCAUCGGUGGACAUUUUAGUGGAGGUGGCUAUGGGGUUCUUAUGAGAAAAUACGGCCUCUCCAUCGAUCAUGUCAUUGACGCACAAUUGAUCGAUGCGGACGGUAGAAUCCAUAACCGUAGAUCCAUGGGAGAAGACGUGUUUUGGGCAAUAAGAGGAGGUGGAACAACUAGCUUUGGUAUCAUCCUUGCAUGGAGGGUCAAGCUGGUUCGUGUCCCACCAAAGGUUACCGUUUUCACGGUGCAAAGGACAUUGGACCAAGGCGCAACGGAACUCGCUUUUCGUUGGCAACAAGUUGCACCAAAGCUCCCUAAAAAUCUCUUUGUUAGACUUCAAUCCGUGCCUGUUAACAAUGGCGGCAACAAUAAAACCAUUAGGGUUUCAUUCAUCGGCCAUUUUCUAGGAAAAACUAGUAAACUUGUAAGAUUGAUGAACGUAAAGUUUCCGGAAUUGGGUUUGACUCGAGAUGAUUGUUUAGAGAUGAGUUGGGUCGAAUCGAUCCUAUAUUGGGCCGGUUUGCCUAAUGGAACCUCCAUUGAUGCGUUGCUCGAUAGAGUGCAGGUGAACCGAGUAUACUACAAGACAAAGUCUGACUAUUACAAAGCAGUGAUUCCUAAACGAGGGCUGGAGACGUUGUGGGAAGCGAUGAUCGACAUCGAACACAUAAUUGUACAACUGAACCCUUACGGUGGGAGGAUGGAAGAGAUUUCGGAGAAGGAAACCUCGUUUGCUCACCGUGGCGGGAACCUCUUCAUGGCCCAAUACAUGGUGUACUGGACUCAGUCCGACGGAGGUAUUCACGCUGCUGGGCGUUACGUGGAGCUAUCAAGAGGGCUGUACAGUGCGAUGGCGCCAUACGCAUCAAGGAACCCCAGAGAAGCGUUCAUCAACUACCGGGAUCUCGACGUCGGCAGCAACGAAAGCGGAGAGACUGAUUUCGAGGUCACCAAGGAAUACGGGACUAAGUAUUUCGGGCACAAUUUCUUGAGGCUGGCGGGUGUGAAAGCCAUGAUAGACCCUGACAAUUUCUUCAAGAAUGAGCAAAGCAUUCCGCCAUUUCCAAAGCGACCAAUUCAUUGAACAAUCGUCUUCUACCACCUUCAAUAAAUUUGAAACCAAAAUAUCCUCGUGAUUUUAGUU